CACAUAUAAUCAGUUUCACAAGAUCGUACUACAGAUCAAGUUCACAGCCGACUUGAGUUGCCGGUCACCCAUUCCCCCCUUACCCACCCCACACCGAUCCUCUAACCCUUGUCUUGCCCAGAAAGAAACACAAACCAAACCAAACCCACCCCUCUCCUCUCUCUCUCUCUAUACACACACACACCCCCAAAUACACACACAACCACCGGUACAAAUGCAUCGCUACAACGCCUGGCUUCCGCCACCAGUCGCCGACGCCACCAAAAAGGAGAAACAAUCAUUCGCCGGUGUCGUUUCUUCCGUCAAAGAAUCCUAUUCUACCGAUGAUCCUGAAUCUGUCUACUCCACUCUCAAAUGGAUCUCAGUCAUUGACCUAUUCAUAAAGGCGAAAAGUGAAGUAUCAUUGGAAGACGUUGUGGCUCUAGUGGAAUUUGGACUGCAAGUGUUCAAUGCUUCACAAGACAAACUUUAUGCUCAGGUGAGAUGGGGAAAUGUUCUUGUGAGAUUGCUGAAUAAAUUCCGCAAGAAGUUGACUUUGAGAGUUGACUGGCGCCCGUUUUACGAUACUUUGGUUCAAACACACUUUACAAGGAAUACGGGACCCGAGGGAUGGAGGAUAAGGCAAAGACAUUUUGAAACAGUCACUUCGCUUGUUCGUUCCUGCAGACGAUUUUUCCCACCAGGUUCGGCUCAUGAGAUAUGGUCUGAAUUUAGGUCUCUACUUGAAAAUCCAUGGCAUAACUCGGCUUUUGAAGGUUCUGGAUUUGUGAGACUCUUCCUUCCUACAAACGUAGAUAACGAGGACUUUUAUUCACGUGAGUGGAUCAACGAGUGUAUUUAUCAAUGGGAUUCUAUACCAAACUGUCAGUUUUGGAACAGCCAAUGGGCAGCUAUUAUGGCCCGUGUUAUAAAGAACUACAAAGUCAAGAACUGGGAGGAUCUUUUACCUGAAUUAUUCAGUCGAUUCCUCAACAUGUUUGAGGUGCCUGUGGCAAGUGGGGGUGGAUCAUACCCUUUUACUAUUGAUGUCCCGAGAAAUACAAGGUUCUUGUUCACCAAUAGAUCACAAACUCCAGCUAAAGCCAUGUCAAAAUCAAUUGUUUAUUUACUAAAGCCCGGUAGCUUGGCUCAACAACACUUUGACAAAUUGGUCAAUCUCUUAGAACAAUAUUACCAUCCUUCUAAUGGUGGUCGUUGGACUUACUCACUAGAGAGAUUUUUGUUUCACUUGGUUUAUACAUUCAGAAAACGUUUACAACGAGAAAAAGAGAAUCCAGAUAGCAACGAACAGAUAAAGCUAUGUUUAGGGCAAUCAGAAAGGGAAUCUUUUGUGAGAACUGUUUUGAAGCUAAUCGAUCGUGGCCAAUACAGCAAAAACGAACACCUUUCUGAAACGGUUGCUGCUGCAACUUCUAUUUUAUCUUAUGUGGAGCCCUCAUUGGUCCUCCCCUUUUUGGUGUCUCGGUUCCAUAUGGCUUUAGAAACGAUGACAGCAACACAUCAAUUGAAGACAGCUGUAACAUCGGUGGCCUUUUCUGGACGAUCGUUAUUCUAUAUGUCUUUAUCUGCUUCAUCAAUGGAAACAGACGACGUUAAUGAUGCUGAUAUGUUCCGUGAUCUUUUGAUGGUAUCUUUGACCAAUGCAUUGCUUGGGAUGGAUGCCAACGAUCCACCCAAAACCCUAGCAACUAUGCAACUCAUUGCCUCCAUAUUUUCCAAUAUGAGAACAUUGGAUGAUGACACAGAUAAUUUGUCAUUCAUGCCUGCGGAACGGUUCUCGGAAUGGCUUGAUGAGUUUCUAUGCCGCCUUUUCUCAUUGUUACAACACUUGGAACCUAGUAGUGUUUUAAAUGAAGAUGUUCAUUCACCCGCAACAUCUGGAACAUUCUUAGUUGAAGAUGGUCCUCAGUACUUCUGCAUGUUGGAAAUAUUGUUCGGAAGACUUUCAAGAUCCUUGUACAACCAGGCUAUUAAAAAAGUCUCGAAAUUCGUGCGGACAAAUAUUCUACCUGGAGCGAUAGCUGAAGUUGGGCUGCUAUGCUGUGCUUGCAUUCAUUCAAAUCCAGAACUGGCCGUUAAUCAACUUGUUGAACCGCUUUUAUCUUCGGUUAUAUCAUCUUUGAAAGGAAUCCCUCUCACAGGUUUUGGGGGAAGUGGAAAUUUCACUGGCCAAUCUUUGAACAAGGCAAGAGCUACACUUUCUCCAGCCCUAGAAACAUCGAUUGAUUACCAAUUAAAGGUGUUGUCGAUUGCAAUCAGCUAUGGUGGCCCGUCACUUCUUCAUUACAAGGACCAGUUUAAGGAGGCUAUACAUUCUGCCUUUGAAUCUCCAUCUUGGAAGGUUAACAUAGCUGGUGAUCAAGUCCUUCGGUCCCUACUUGGAAGUCUGGUUCUCUAUUAUCCUGUUGAUCAGUACAGGUCUGUUUCAAACCAUUCUUCAUUGACCCUACUGGAGGAAUGGAUUAGUAAUAAAGAUUUUUCAAAUGAUCAACCAUCUAUGGGCCCCACGUGGCACAUCCCCAGCGAUGAAGAAAUUCAAUUUGCUAAUGAACUGUUAAACCUGCAUUUGGAAUCAGCUUUGGACGAGCUUCUGAAAAUAUGUCAAGAUAAUAUUCACUCGGAUCCAGGAAAUGAAAAGGACCACUUGAAAGUGACUCUUUUGCGAAUUGAUUCUUCAUUACAAGGUGUUUUGUCAUGUUUGCCUGAUUUUAUACCGUCUUUUAAAAAUGGGAAAGUGGAAAAUCCGCCUUUUUUGAUUGCUGGAGCAACGGGUUCAAUUGUUGGUAGCACUGGAUUGCGUGAAAAGGCUGCUAAUAUUAUCCACGUCGCCUCCAAAUACUUGCUUGAGAAAAAAUCAGAUGACAGCAUUCUUUUAUUACUCCUUAUUCGUGUUAUUGAGGCUUUGGGGAACUAUGGAAGUUCUGAAUAUGAAGAGUGGACUAACCAUAGGCAGGCAUGGAAAUUAGAAUCAGUUGCCAUUAUGGAACCUCCGGUUAACUUUAUCGUGCCAUCUCAAUCUAAAGGAAAGAAAAGGCCAAGGUGGGCUCUCAUUGACAAAGCAUACAUGCACAAUACAUGGAGAACUUCACAAUCAUCGUAUCAUUUGUAUCGUACAAGUAAAAACGUAUCUCCUUCAGACAAUGUGAAUCUUCUGAUGGAUGAUCUUCUUAAUCUAUGUGUGCAUAGCUAUGAUGCCGUUCGGACGCUUGCUGGGAGAUCACUUGUGAAAAUGAUUAAACGAUGGCCAUCUUUAAUUGCAAAGUGUGUGCUUACACUCACUGAGAACCUGAGAACCCCGAGCUCACCGGAAUUUUUGGUUUUGGGUUCAUGUGCCGUUCUUGGAACUCAAACUGUUCUCAAGCAUCUCACUUUGGAACCCAAAUCUUUCUCAUCUUUUCUUCUUGGAAUCCUUUUGAGUUCUCAGCAUGAAUCCUUGAAAUCUCAGAAAGCUAUCAAUGAGCUUUUUGUCAAAUACAACAUCUAUUUUGCGGGGAUCUCUAGAAAGAUGUUCAGGAAGUCUGAGGCUGAGGGCAAUUCUGGGACAGACUUUGCAGCUUUGGUUUCUGAGAUAGGUUCUAUGAGUUUCGAGUCAACUAACUUACAUUGGAGGUAUAACUUGAUGGCCAACAGGGUUCUACUAUUGUUGGCUAUGUCAUCUAGAAAUGAACCCACUAUGUCACCAAAGAUUCUUAACGAAGCUGCCGGUCAUUUCCUAAAGAAUUUGAAAAGUCAGCUUCCACAGACAAGAAUACUAGCAAUCUCGGCUCUAAAUAUGUUGCUAAAAGAAUCACCUUACAAAUUAUCAGCAGAACAACAACCCAUUUCCGCAGAAAACUCACAAGAAAACACCAAAUCAUCUCUCGAAGGCACUUUAAGUAAUAUAUUUCAAGAAGAAGGAUUCUUUAGCGACACUUUCGACAGCCUUUCAAACAUCCAUAUUAUAAGCGACAACGAAAACUCUUCCAGGGGCGGUCAUGGAAAUUCUUCAUUUCAAAGUUUAGCAGAUAAGUCAAUCACCCGUUUCUACUUUGACUUUUCAUCUUCAUGGCCUCGUACACCCACUUGGAUUUCCUUAUUCGGAACCGACACUUUUUAUUCAAGUUUCGCUCGCAUAUUUAAACGUUUAGUUCAAGAGUGUGGUGUCCCGGUUUUACUGUCGUUGAAGACUGCGUUAAACGAGUUUGUAAAUGCCAAAGAGAGAUCCAAACAGUGUGUUGCUGCUGAAGCUUUUGCGGGCUUGUUGCAUGCUGAUGUUGUUGGGCUUGUGGAGGCCUGGGAUAGCUGGAUGAUGGCCCAAUUGCAGAAUAUACUUCUUGCACCAUCAGUCGAGUCAAUUCCUGAGUGGGCUGCUUGUAUACGGUAUGCAGUUACUGGGAAGGGUAAAUAUGGAAUAAAAGUACCGCUUUUAAGGCAACGGAUUUUGGAUUGUUUGGUUGAGCCGUUACCCCAGACUGUAACCACAACAGUUGUUGCCAAACGCUACUCGUUUCUUUCUGCUGCUUUAAUUGAGGUAUCGCCCCCGAGGAUGCCGUUAUCGGAAAUUCAGCUUCAUUAUAAACUAUUACAGGAAUUGCUGGAUAACAUGAGUCAUCCUACUGCCCAUGUUAGGGAAGCAAUUGCAAUUGCACUAUCUGUGCUGUGCUCAAAUAUACGACUACAUGUAUCCAUUAAUAAAGAUUCUUCAUUUGAGAACGGGAAAAAUAUUAUAAACGGAAAGAACGCAGAUAGUUGGGAUCGGCUUUUACAAGAACGGGCAUCUGAACUAGUGGUGGCAAUUCAGAAUGCAAAUCCUUCUGACAGUUUAGAAAAUUUAGCAGAGACAAACGCACUCUCAGGGUCAGAUAGUAGUAGUAGUUCGCCAGAUGAUGUUCAGUGGAUGGAAACGCUGUUCCAUUUUGUUAUCUCGUUAAUGAAGUCUGGAAGAUCUGCGUUCUUAGUGGAUGUUCUUGUGGGGUUUUUAUACCCUGUGAUCUCAUUACAGGAAACGUCGAAUAAAGAUUUAUCAAUGCUGGCCAAGGCAGCUUUUGAGUUGUUGAAAUGGAGAAUAUUCACGGACGAUCAUCUUAGAAAAGCAGUAUCUGUUCUUUUAUCUUCAGCAGAAGAUCCCAACUGGCGGACCAGAUCUGCAACCUUGACUUUUCUAAGGAGCUUUAUGUACAGGCACACAUUCAUUCUCUCCAAUGAUGAGAAACAGAAAAUCUGGAAAACAGUUGAGAAGCUACUUACAGAUAACCAAGUGGAGGUAAGGGAACAUGCAGCAGCGGUUUUAGCUGGCCUAAUGAAAGGUGAGGAUGGAGAAUUAUCAAAGGACUUCCGUGAAAGAGCUUACACCGAGGCUAUGAAGCUUCAAAAAAGACGAAAACAAAGAAGCUCAAGUGGUGGUUCUUCUGUUGCUUCCAUACAUGGCCGUGUUCUUGCUCUCGCUGCUUGUGUGUUGUCGGUUCCUUAUGAUAUGCCCAGUUGGUUGCCUGAGCAUGCCACCUUAUUGGCACGUUUUGUCGGUGAGCCAUCACCAGUAAAAUCAACCGUUACAAAGGCAGUUGCGGAGUUCCGCCGGACCCAUGCAGAUACUUGGAGUGUUCAGAAAGAUUCAUUCACUGAAGAACAACUUGAGGUGUUGGCAGAUACAUCGUCUUCAUCAUCUUAUUUUGCUUGAUUAAAUAUUGUAUUCUAAUUCUCAUGUCAGAGUGGGGAACAAAUAGAUGAACGAGCAGAACGACAUUAAAGUAAAAUUUGGUAAUUAGUCUGCUGAUAGAAACUGUAGUUAUUCUCUUAGAAUAUUAUAAUUUUUCUUAAUGGCAUAUAAGAUAAAAUAAGCUGUGCUUAAUUA
This is a messenger RNA of Helianthus annuus (common sunflower), 5830 nucleotides long. RefSeq names its product proteasome activator subunit 4. Gene Ontology annotation, biological process: proteasomal ubiquitin-independent protein catabolic process. Gene Ontology annotation, cellular component: cytosol; nucleus. The record is from RefSeq and is a predicted model, not a curated record. Gene Ontology annotation, molecular function: proteasome binding; peptidase activator activity. The coding region runs from base 215 to 5656 and encodes 1813 amino acids. The transcript has 35 exons. NCBI's taxonomy places the organism in Eukaryota, Viridiplantae, Streptophyta, Magnoliopsida, Asterales, Asteraceae.